AUGACGAAGAAAGUUUUAAAGAGUAAAGUUGCUAAGAGAAAUGACCCGAAGAGUACCAAGAUUAACAAACCUCUACUGAAAUCGAAGCUCAAUCAGAGAUCGAAACACACAAAGGCGCAAAUCGAGAAACUCAAUCAAGACAUGACAAAUAUAGCUGAUAUUCACUCCGAAUUGACCCAGACAGCCGGAGCUAAGAAAGAAGUGAAUGCUCUCAAUGCUGGCAGUCUACGGGAAGAUCUAAAAAGAGAUGAAAUUGUUCAAAAGGAGAGUAUGAAGGCGGAACAGGAUUUGACAAAUCAAUUAGAAAUAAUCACAGGCAUUUCUCUAUAG
Molecule: messenger RNA, 330 nt
Organism: Sungouiella intermedia
Lineage: Eukaryota; Fungi; Ascomycota; Pichiomycetes; Serinales; Metschnikowiaceae
Source: the annotation of a GenBank genome assembly